Molecule: messenger RNA, 1373 nt
Organism: Gaeumannomyces tritici R3-111a-1
Lineage: Eukaryota; Fungi; Ascomycota; Sordariomycetes; Magnaporthales; Magnaporthaceae
Exons: 5
Coding region: 366-1373 (335 amino acids)
Molecular function (GO): iron ion binding; monooxygenase activity; oxidoreductase activity, acting on paired donors, with incorporation or reduction of molecular oxygen
Source: RefSeq, a predicted model, not a curated record
GCUGUGCUUGCAUCAGCUGUGUUUAUGCUCCUAACAUGGAAUCCAAAGCGAGUUUUACUCCAUAAGCGACGCUAUCCAUAACGGAAUCCGGAUUACAAAUCCAUUUAGCACUUUCGGCAACAGCUUCCACCGCAUGCGCCCGUACCAAAAGUACUUCACCUCGAGCGCGGCGUUUCAAAAAGAGCGCCAUGUUAACAGCAUGGCCGUCGCCCUUUGCCGUAAGCUGGAGGCACGUUUUGUUAACUGCUUGGAUAACGGCAAGCCGGCAAAUCUUGCCGACUGAAUCGAAUACGCGUCGUUCUAGCCUGGAGCUUAACAUUUAGCGAGGAAAUGGGCUUCCUUAAAGCUAGCGCCGACGUCGACGCAUGAUAAAGACGGGCGAAAUGGCGAUGCGCUAUCUCGGCAUCGUGGGGCAGAUGCCAUGGCUGGACAUGUGGCUGGGAAAGGACCCUCGAUGCCCCGUUAAGUUCGCCAGAUAUAGUAGCACUUUCAUGUAUUGCGUCCGCCGCACGGCCGAAAGGGGCACCCAGCGGGCUGGCAAGGGCGUGGCCCGCGGCGCGGACCGAAGCAACUUCCUAAACAACUUCUUCGAGGCCAAAGAGCUUUACCCCGACACGAUUGGCGACAACGAGGUCGUGUCGUAUUUGAUGAUGAAUGUCCUCGCCGGAGCAAACACCACGUUUUUUGUACAAAAGGCCAUCACGUACUACAUUUUCAAAAGUCCGGCCGUUAAGGCUCGACUGGUGGCCGAGUUGGACGGUGUAGGCUUUACCUCGUCGCCGCCACCUUACGCCGAAACCAAGGACCUCCAGUAUUUCAAGGCAGUAAUUCGGGAGGGCUUGUGCAUGCACCCCGUCCUCGGCGGGGUGCUGGAGAGGGUCGUGCCAGCGGAGGGCCUGAGGCUCCCCGACGGGACCCAGGUGGGCAUGAACCCGUGGGUAACGCCGCGCGACAAGCAAACCUUCGGCGACGAUGCGGAUGCGUUCCGGCCCGAAAGGUGGCUGCGCGGCGAGCAAAAAACGGAAGCGCAUCUAACCACGACGCGGUUUACGCGAUACGACCAGACAGCAGGGGGACGUUUGGUCGCAGGUAAGGUUGCUUCGCUCCACCCCGAAGCACCAAAAAGGGGCGGCAAGGCUCCCAAACUGGACCAGGCCGUUGUUUUGAGCGCAGGUCGGCGUUCCCUUUCGGCGCUUAAUCCUGGUCCCUUCCAGGGCCGCGGGGUGUUUUACGUCCAAUCAUGCAAUUUAAUUAGGAUGAUGCGGAUGUUAUGUUGGGCUUCGAAAGGGACCCACCAGCGCGAAACGACAGGGACGGUGAAUUCCCAGGAGGAUCCUAGCGACAUAACGAUGUCGACGACGAGGACAAUGUAA